AGUCCAUCACGGUUUGUCGGCGCGAAGACACGUCAUCCUCCUUCUUGCUUUUGCCUUCUCGAUGAAGUGCGUGAUGAGCGAGGAGGAGUUCUUGCUGAAGUGGAACAACCACCAGACCAACUUUGUCGACGUGUUCAAUGAGCUCCUCCGCGAUGAAUCUUUCGUGGACGUGACCCUGGUGUGCGGGGGGGAGGCAGUCCCAGGGCACAAAAUGGUCCUGGCGGCUUGCUCCCCCCUGCUACACCGCAUCCUCCGUGACAACCCCUGCAAGCAUCCGCUGGUCAUCCUCAGCGAUGUGCCAGCCAGGGACAUGCGGGCCAUGAUGAAGUUCAUCUACCAAGGGGAGGUGAGCGUCUCCCAGACAGAGUUGGCCAGCUUCCUCAAAACGGCAGAUAACCUCCAGAUCAAAGGGCUGGCGGCGGUGACAAGACCGAAGGCAGAGUCAGCAAUAAAAGACAGAGGACGGCGGAACCCCGUACCACGGAGAACUCCUCUCCCCUCCCCUCACGCUCACACAAAGCACUCAAUGAUUCUCACUCUUCUAGUCAUAAGAGCAGGAGCAAAGCCUCGGCCGAAGAACACACACCCAGGGUUGGGGGGGGAGGGCUACACAUGCCUGCCUCUAAACACAACUCAUCAAAGAACUCCAGCUCAAAAUCACCUCGUGACAUUCCCUCUAGAGUUUCCAAUGCCUCCGAGGAGAACAGCCUCCAGCACGCCGUCAACAAUAACAGCGUCACCGAGGAUGUUUUACCCAAGGAGGAGAUGACUGUAAAGACAGAACCUCUGGACUACCCAGGAGAGAUGGUGUGGACCGAAGGUCAUGGCACCAUAAAAAGUGAUAUUUUAGAAGACCCUCAAUCAUUAAUGCCUUUAGCUGCAAUACCCGGUGCACUAGAGGGUGUUGCAGCUGCCCUCGCUGCCUCCCCCAACCUCCCCGUCAUGGAGUCAGGUGAAGACAGCCGGGGUGAUAUGUCUACUGCCUCAGAUGAACUCAAUUCUAAUGCUGUAGGGGGUACCUGGGUGCAGGGUAGUCUAGCCCAAGGUACUGUUCGAGACAGUGGGACAGUGCCCCCACCAAGUCUGGUGCCCGCAGCAGCUCCACUGCCACCACCAGUGACUCCAGCUGCCUUCAGUCAGCAGCAACUGGAAGAGCCCCAGCAACCGCAGCCACUCCUGCCAAGCCAUGCAAGUCCUUUCAGAACCAGUACCAUUACUCUGCCUCUCAGUCUGCCAAGUACCACCACAGUCUCAGCAGCGCAUUUGGAGAGGCUUCCAGAUGUACCAUCCUCCUCAGCUCCACCACAGUACUUCACCACAACAAUCACAACAAAUAAUAACAACAGUGCCCACAAAUGCAGGCAGUGCUCAUUUGUUACCUCAAAUCCAUACACAUUCACCCGACACUUGCGCAUCCACUUGGGCACCAAAGAAUUCCGCUGUCGUGUCUGUGCCUUUGCUUCCUCAAGAAAAGAUUCCCUCAUACGUCACUUCCGCAUGAAGCACUUGACAGGAGAGAUGUCUGUGUACCAUGACCUGGACUCCAGGGACAUUGAGGAAUUGGCCUUAGUCAGAGGAGUACCUGACAGUCUACGAUUAAGACCUAACCAGUUUUAAAAAGUCCUCAGAUGACUACUGUGCUGCUAAUACUGUACUGAGUGCUUCUUAGGCUCUGUGCCUCAUUUGUUAUUUUUUUUCUUUCUGAAAUUUUCUGAUGAUUUUACCGCACUCAGGAAUAUUAUGGUGAAUCAAAAUCAACCAAAGGAACAGCAUAUGUUAUGAACCAAAGGAUUAGCAACUAUGUUUUUCUGUUUUUCAAGGGAUCAUUAAUGCAUUCCCCAAAGAUGACACUGAAACCCUGAUAAGGCUGAAAUAUUUGUUGUUUAGAUUAUUGUCCACUAGGGUAAGGGAAGUCACUUUUAAGAUUUUUCAUCACCUGAAAAUGUCACUCUUUUCUUUUGAGUCUUAGAUCACUAAUUAAGUUAUAUGUAUAUUUAUACACAGAAAAGUUCCUAGUAAGCACUAUGUUCUCAGCGACUAUUCACGACGUCAUUGUUUCUUAAAGUCUUGGUAGUUUUUCUUUUAUAUUGUAUUUUUCUGAUGUUGAAAGCUUUGUAUGAAUAAGACAAUUUAUUUUUUAUAAAAAUGAGUGCAUGAAUUACACUUUGAGAACAUGCAUAAUAUGACGUAUUUGUUGAUGACCCCAUUUUGUAUAUAUAUAUUUAUAAAUAAAGAAUAGAAGCAAAUUAUAACUUACUGUUCUUUUAUUUUUGAUAUGAAUAAAAUUGUUGAUUAAAUGAUUUGAGAGAUACUAAAAUGUUUACACAAGGAUAUGCUUUAGAAUACAAUAAGCAUUGAAGGCGAAGAUUUUUGGAAAUAGUGAUAAGAGAUAUUUCAAUUUACAAGAAAAUUGUCUGCUUUUGGCCAUAAGAUUGAGUGCAAAUUUUUGUCUUCAAAAGAAGUGAUAUGCUUUUUUGUCACAGGUGAAAUUACUGUCAUAGUGUUGAGCCUCUUAUUAUGAAUUUUUAAUAAAAAGAUAAAGUUUAUUUUUAUUUAUUUCAAGCUGUUGUAUAUUUAGUAUGUCAAUUCAUAUGAGAUAAACAGUGAAGCUUAGUAAAGUUUUGUCUGCAUAUUCAUAUAUUCUUACACAGUAUUGUGGCAUCAUGAAUAUUGAUACAUACUCAUUCACACU
Messenger RNA from Penaeus monodon (black tiger shrimp), 2692 nucleotides. Its product is annotated as protein tramtrack, beta isoform-like. The record is from RefSeq and is a predicted model, not a curated record. Gene Ontology annotation, biological process: regulation of transcription by RNA polymerase II. NCBI's taxonomy places the organism in Eukaryota, Metazoa, Arthropoda, Malacostraca, Decapoda, Penaeidae. Gene Ontology annotation, molecular function: protein binding. Gene Ontology annotation, cellular component: nucleus.